AAACACUUCCGCGUCGGGUGUCACUGAAGCAGGAAGCGGACGGUUUCCGUUAACGGCUCCGUUCACCGUCUGCAGGUCCGUCCGACCCCCCAACGGCUGGCCGAACCUCCGCUAGCUUCCGGAGCUAACUCCUUCCACCGUCCGGUACCGGGGCUCCGAGUGUCUCUACAGCCGCCUCUAGACGAGCCUCAGCCGGGUGACGGUGAUCCAGCCCCGGAGGACCGGAGGACCGGAGGACCGGAGGACCGGAGGACCGGAGGAGCGGAGGACCGGGGAGCAGGUGAACCGGAGGAGCUACAUGGAGGCUAACUGACCGGACCGGAGCACCGCGGUUCGUUAGCAGCAGGAUGCCCGCCGGAGUUUGCGGCUGCUGUGGGCCACUGAGGCCGAGAUACAAACGUCUGGUGGACAACAUCUUCCCCGAAGACCCAAAGGAUGGACUCAGUAAAUCCGACAUGGAGAAGCUCACCUUCUACGCCGUCUCGGCUCCGGAGAAACUGGACCGGAUCGGAGCUUAUCUGGCCGAGAGACUGAGCAGAGACGUGGUCCGACAUCGAUAUGGGUAUGUGGUGAUAGCGAUGGAGGCUCUGGACCAGCUGCUGAUGGCCUGCCACUCUCAGAGCAUCAAACCCUUCGUGGAGAGUUUCCUCCACAUGGUGGCCAAACUGCUGGAGUCCAGAGAACCAGACCUGCAGGUUCUGGGAACUAACUCGUUUGUGAAGUUUGCCAACAUCGAGGAGGACACUCCGUCCUACCAUCGCCGCUACGACUUCUUCGUCUCCCAGUUCAGCGCCAUGUGCCACUCCACCCACGAAGACCCCGAGACCAGAACCAGGAUCCGUGUGGCCGGGAUCAAAGGCCUGCAGGGCGUCGUGAGGAAGACGGUGAACGAUGAACUUCAGGCCAUCAUCUGGGAGCCUCAGCACAUGGACAAACUGAUCCCGUCCAUGUUGUUCAACAUGCAGGACAGCGAGGACCUGGACAGGGCCGGUCAUCCCAGCACGCCGUCCGGAGCCGGUCAGGAUGGCGAUGAAAACCCGGCAGCGCUGGCCGAGAGCUGCUUCAGGGAGCUGCUGGGUCGAGCCGCCUACGGAAACAUGAACAACGCCGUCCGCCCGGUGCUGGUUCAUCUGGACAGCCAUCACCUGUGGGACCCCAAUGAGUUUGCAGUUUCCUGCUUCCGAAUCAUCAUGUACUCCAUCCAGGCUCAGCACUCCCACCACGUCAUCCAGCAGGUCCUCAACCACCUGGACCACCACAACAAGAACACUCCAAGGGUCCGAGCUGGCAUCGUCCAGGUUCUGCUGGAGACGGUGGCCAUCGCUGCCAAGGGAUCCGUGGGUCCGACCGUCCUGGAAGUUUUCAACACUCUUCUCAAACACCUGAGGAUGAGCGUCGACUUCGAGCUCGGAGAAACGUCGAGGAGAAACUCCAGCAGCAGCGUAUCGUCGGGUCGAGGCAAAGAGAGCGAAGAGAGGAUCGUCCAGAACGCCAUCAUCCAGACCAUCGGCUUCUUCGGUGGAAACCUGCCGGACUACCAGCGAGCUGAAGUCAUGAUGUUCGUUAUGGGAAAAGUUCCAGUUUACGGGACGCCCUGCCACAGUCUGGACACCGUCAAGAUUGGACAUCAGGGAACAAAGAGGAUCCAGACGAUGCUGCUCAGCUCCCUCAUCAUGGUCACCUCUGGCUUCAAGUCCAAGUCCAUGGCGGCGGCGCUGCCUCCUCCCUUCCUGGACCCUCUGUUCUCCAUCUCCCUGAUGGAGGACAGCGAGCUGAGGCAGCUGGUCCUGGAGAUCCUGCACAACAUCAUUGAUCGCCACGACAACCGGGCCAAGCUACGCGGCAUCAGGAUCAUUCCAAACGUCGCAGCCCUGAAGAUUAAAAGAGAGAAGAUUUCCAAACAAGACGUCGCUUUCAUGAAGAAGCACGGCCAGCAGCUCUACCGACACAUCUAUCUGGGCUGCAAGGAGGAAGACAACGUCCACAAGAACUUCGAGCUGCUCUUCACCACCCUGGCCACUGUGACCAUCGAGCUGGCCAACGAGGAGGUGGUCAUCGACCUGAUCCGCCUCGCCAUCGCUCUGCAGGACAUGGCUCUGGGCAGCGAGGAGAACAUGCCGAUGUUCAUCCGUUGUGGCAUCAACGCUCUGGUGGCGGCGUACCUCAACUUCCUGAGCCAGAUGAUCGCCAACCCUCCGUUCUGUCAACACGUCAGCAAGGUUAUUGAGCUGAGGAACCUGGAUGCUCCAUAUCUCCUCCCAGAGCACAUCUUUAGGGAUAAAUGUCGACUCCCCGAAUCUCUGGACAAAGAAGACCGGCAGCUGUACUUCCAGACGGCCGACAUGGCCGAGUGUCUGGCCGGUCCAGGAUACAACGCAGAGCGACUGUCCAUCCCCUACAUCCCCCAGGUCACAGUUCUUUACACGGUAGGAAAAAUCCUGCACAGGUGCAAGCAGACGUCCAGAGAUCGUCUGACCAGGAGGAAGAGCUUCGUAGACACCAUCUCCCUGCAGGUGGACAUCAUGUCCAACAGCCUUCCAGACAAGUCCCAGCUGGCCGAGGAGAUCACGUUUGAGACCCUGAAGAAGGCCAUUGAUACGACGGGUUUGGAGGAACAGGAGCGAGAAAAGAGGCGUCAGGUGAUGGAGAAGUUCCAGAAAGCUCCGUUUGAGGAGAUCGCUGCCCACUGCGAGUCCAAGGCGAACAUGCUGCACGACCGACUGGCUCAAAUCUUCGAACUCACCAUCCGGCCUCCUCCCAGUCCGUCCGGAGUGGUUUCCAUCUCGGCCGGACACACCCAGCACCAGUCCGUCCCCAUCUACGAGAUGAAGUUUCCAGACCUGUGUGUCUAUUGAGAAACGCCACAUAAACACACCAACAUCGCACACGAAACCGCAAAAAUUAAAAACGCUGAGAAAGAACAACACAAUCACAACCCGUAUUCCACUUUGACCUCUUUCCCCGGCACAAGGAAUGAAAAUGCUAUAAAACCGGAGCAUCUUCAAGCCUCAAAAGUAGAAAUAUUCCAUCUAAAAACCCAAAAAAUGCAGUUUAUGAAAGUUUUUCUGCUAUACGCUGAUUCAUUUAUCAGACUUUUCUGACUUGCUGCAUUUUCUUUCCCUGAAACUCAGCUUUUGAAGAAAAAAAAACAAAAAAAAAACAAUGUAAACCGCCCGAGAUUUUAGCGCAUUGAAUCGGAUGUUGCUUCACGCCGUGUACAUAUCAAACAACGCUCUCUAGAUUAAGGCUAAGACCUUCUAACAGAUGUCUGUUCUCUUGUCAAGUCACAAAUUAGUAGAAAACUGUGUGCUGCAAAAACUACCAAAAACACAAGCAGCAGUAGUAGAUUAGUUUUAGUUUCACUGCUGAUCGCUGUUAAACUUUCGCUGUUAAAUAAGCUUCAGCUACCAGCUGAGAGUUAGGAGACGAAGCGAAAGCAACACGAGAGACUCUAAAGCUGUAGUAGAAACGUGGCUCAUGCUUGGUGAUGGUUGAUUUGCUGCUGGUUUCUAGAAACAGUCAGAUUUUAAUGAUGGAAACAGCCAAACAGAUGAGACAUCUUACUGCUGAAGGGCGUUGAAGUGGUGCAGAUUUCUUGUUUUCAUCUGGUGUUGAAGGAUCUUUUCCACUGCAGGAGCUUGUAAGACGUUUAAUGUUGACCCAAAUGUUUGCAGGUUGCAAGAACCGACUCAGUAGAACCUCCUUCAGGCUGGUUUUAGGGGAUAUAGAAGUACCCACUCUAGAUGCUUCUUAGAAACCAUGAACUUGGGUAGUAAAUAACCAUUGUCUUCUAGCUAACAUCACAACUAACCAUGUAUACCAACGUAUCAAACCUCCAUUGUUCUACUUCCUACGUGGAACUGGAUUUAUCCAAUGGGCUUUUCACCACUUUGAGUCAACUUUGUGGUCAUAGAUCUAAGAUCUGUUUCAGUAGAACCUCUUUCAGGCUGGUUUUAAUGGAUAUAAAGGUACGUACUCUAGAUUUUUCUCAGAAACCCUGAACUUGAGUAGUAAAGCACCAUAUUUCUGCCUUCUCGACAUCCUCGUCUAUUAACUGUCGUCUUCUAUCACAACCAACCAUAUACAGUAUACCAACAUAUCGCACCUCCAUCGUUCUACUUCCUACAUAGAACUUGAUAUAUCCGUUGUUUUUUUGCAACUUUGUGGUUGUAGAUCUCAGAACAUACCCAGCAGAACAUCUUUAAGACUGGUUUUAGGGGAUAUAAAGGUACCUACUGUAGAUUCUUCAUAGAAACCCUUAGAAAACUAAACUUGGAGCGUAAUUCUGGUUCUGGUUCUUGACGUCCUCGUCCAUCAGCCGUUUACUGCAAUCUAACAUCACAAGCUAAAAGUCACCAUAUAUCCGAAGUUUGUUGUCAUAGCGCUCAGAUCAGACACCGAAAUGGAGACAGAACGACUGAAAAUGAGUCCUGCAGUGGAAAACCAACUACUGUCAAGUGUGAUGGGGCAUUUAUUGGAUGUAAGCAUCAAGGAAAAGAGGGAACAGGUCAUGAACUCCUAGACGUUCAUUUCUGUUCACCAGAUUUCAAAAUCAGGUCCUUCUGGAGGUGAUGAGGUCGUAAUAACUGUGAAAUGGGAAUUUCAGACCAUUUUUGAAGCACAGAAGUGCAACAAAAGUUGUGUUCCCGUGACGUAUUUUGAAGCUAUACUUUAAAAAACCUUUGAGAAGAAGUUUCUAUGCUGGCUUGAGACGGUUUUUGACUUUUUCAAUAAUAUUAAACGUGUUCAGUAGCUAACAUGAGUGAAUAAUUACAAGUUUAGAUUAAAAACUUUUCCUCCAUUUUUCUCUCGUCAGUGAACAAAGUUUUGUUUGUUCUUUUUCUUCCUCUUCCAGUUUUAUUUUUAGCUGUCGAAAAACAAAUUGGUUUUGUUUGCAGCUUCUUCUACUCUUUAUGUCAACUAACGUGUCCUCUAGCGCCACCUUCUGACCACACAAACACAGCUAAAGUUGAGAACAAGCCGAAUUCACAACUUUUUACAUUUUUAUGCAAAGUUUGCUUCGUUAUUGUUUCACAAUUGAAUGGAAACACGACUUUAAUUAGCCUGAAUGAGUAACAAACAGGAAACAAUGCAGGAGUUUAAGAGUGUCGAACAAACAUCACGUCUUCCACGAAGCUGAAAGCAAAGUUGCUGGAAAAACUGAGGUUUUUAAUGAAUUAUUAACUUCCACAAACAUUUUUUGGUGGUUUGUGAUGAAAACAGCACAGUUCGGAUAAAAUGUCCUUCAAGUCUCCAAAACAGGAUUAGCAUAAAACGCUGAAUGAUUCUGUAAAGUGCAGCAUUUCAUCUCUUCAGUGCAUCCGAGGUGAAGCUUGAUUAAUAGAGAAUUUAAUGCACUUAUUCCCUCAAACCUGCACUCAGACUUAAAUUGAUCAAACCUGCGUGUUCUCAUCUUGUUAUCUGAAGCCUUGAGCUGCAAAUUUAAGCAAAAAGAACAAACACCUGCGUAGUUAUUGGGAGGUAAAAACAGCAACUAAAUAAAAUGAAGUCAGUUGAAGAACCUACAGAUGUUUCAGCUGGUGUCAGUUCAAAGUCUCAGAGUUUGUUCAAAGUUUACUUAUUUGGUAUUUGGGACCCAAAAUUAAUUUCUGUAAGAUUUUUUCUCCAAAUUUAAAAAAAAAAAAUUCUGAUGUUUUCAGAACUGUGAGUUCUCAAAAACAUCUUAACUAGAAAGACAUUUUAAAGUUUGAGUAUAUUCAAAAAUGAAACUUCCACAGCCAAGAAAUUAGGUGAAAACACCAACAGACUCAUUUCCAGCAGAUCUAAAUGAUUGAAUGGAUCCAGCAGAGGACAAAUUUGAAUUAUUGGUCCUUGAAAACGGAAAAAAAAGGUCAACAUUUUCAACCAAGGGUGGUCUAGUGUCUCCAUAAAUCUCCAUAGAUAUUUUGACCUGAAAUCUGUCUCAAAUGACUCAAAAUCAUCCAAACUAACCUAAAAGAGUCUAGAAUGAGUCAAUAUUUGUCCAACAUAAGAUAAAGAUUGUCCAAAAUGACUCAAAAAAUUGAUCUAAAUGUUUUAAAACGUGUCCAAAUCUGUCCAAAAGUAGAUAGAUUGUCUAAAACAACUGGAAACAUUUUAAUAAUAUCCUGACACUUAUCAAGAUGACUAUAAACUUUCCACAAAAUGAUACAUGUUUAUUCAUGAUAACUUGAAAUCUGUCCAAAAUUAAUCGAACAGGGUUUAAAAAUGAGACUAUGUUCAAUCCAGGCUGGUUUUUAGAUGUUUAGACUAAAUAUUGGCGUGGACUCAUUUUGUUCUUCGUUUCACACAGAGGAAACAGAGGAACUAAUUUAUCUCCCAUCACAAUAAAUCUCAUCUAACAACAAAUAGGUAAACUCUGAACCCAUUUGAUUUAAUUUAUACAGCAGUAAAUAGUUUUAUCUGGGUGUGAUGAGUCGUAUCAGACACUUUUUCAUCUGAACAAAAAUGCCGUUAAGUUUCCGAUCAUUGCUGCUGUACAUGUAAAAUCGACUCUGUUAGUUUGUCAGCUGGUAAAACGUCCUUUCCAUGACUUUAUUCUGUUUUCCGUCUCAACCAGCAGCUUUACCUCCUCACAGCUCUGUUGGCAGUUUCUAAAAAAACAAAACACGCUUCAUUGCCAAAGACAGAUGUGGCCUCCCUCCUGUUUCCUGAUCUGAGAACGUCUUAAUCUAAAAAGGCUGAAUGUUGCUGGAGCCGUAUGGACGUCUCCAAAAGACGAGAGCUUCAAAGUUAACCUCCCCGCUGAAUGCAUUAAUAUUAAUAUCCGUCUUCAGCCUCUCAGAGCUUUUGGAGGAUUUAAUCAUCUGUGCGUUUUCUGCGGCUACCACGAGGUCACGUUUAGUUUCCAAAAAGAGGCGUUCUUGGAAGGAGAUGCUUCGUAUCUGGUGCAGCUGCAGCUGUGAUCUGUAAUAGCAGAUGGUUAUCAGCGCUUUCCUCUGAUCUGAGUUCAGUGUGGAGAGAAAAUCCCUCCAGCUGGAGGAAGAUACCUGCUGCUACUGUUUGGUCUGAGCAGCUGCUUGAUGCCAGGAUGAAGGUCGGUGUUGGUUUGUCUGAGAGGACCAGGAACUCUUUGGUUUGUCUGAGAAGACGAGGAACUCUUUGGUUUGUCUGAGAGGACCAGGAACUCUUUGGUUUGUCUGAGAAGACGAGGAACUCUUUGGUUUGUCUGAGAGGACCAGGAACUUUUUGGUUUGUCUGAGAGGACCAGGAACUAUUUGGUUUGUCUGAGAGGAUGAAGAACUGUUUGGUUUGUCUGAGAGGAUGAAGAACUGUUUGGUUUGUCUGAGAGGAUGAAGAACUGUUUGGUUUGUCUGAGAGGACAAGAAACUGUUUGGUUUGUCUGAGAGGACGAGGAACUGUUUGGUUUGUCUGAGAAGACGAAGAACUGUUUGGUUUGUCUGAGAGGACGAGGAACUGUUUGGUUUGUCUGAGAGGACCAGGAACUCUUUGGUUUGUCUGAGAGGACGAAGAACUGUUUGGUUUGUCUGAGAGGACCAGGAACUCUUUGGUUUGUCUGAGAGGACGAAGAACUGUUUGGUUUGUCUGAGAGGACCAGGAACUCUUUUGUUUGUCUGAGAGGACAAAGAACUGUUUGGUUUGUCUGAGAGGACCAGGAACUGUUUGGUUUGUCUGAGAGGACGAAGAACUGUUUGGUUUAUCUGAGAGGACCAGGAACUGUUUGUCUGGAUCCUGUUUGGUUCUGAUGCAUCUUUGGUCAUCAGUGUGAAAUCCAAGAUGUGUCAAUGCAUGAAAAUGGGACAUUAGCAAGAAACCUAAAGCUUGACCACUAGCUGGUCAUCUCAAUUGCCACCAAAAACUGUCGUAUCUUUGUAAAAUGUGAACCCACAGACUCGGUCCACACAUGUAUAGAUUCACGAGGACUUAAUCUCUAAUAUUUAUAGCAGAUUUUAAGUGGUGGUAAGCUAUUUGACUAACUAGCUAUUUAACUGGUAGCCCAUAAGCUAGUGCAUUUAGCAGUGCACUUCUUUCUUAGUGGAUAUUUGUUAGCAAAAUUAGCAAGUCAGUGUGAAACCCAAGAUGUGCUCAAUGCAUGAAAUAGGAGACAUUAGCUAGAAACCUAAAACUUAACUGAUUCACAAAAAUCAGUCGAGACACGUGUUAAUUCAUGAUGCCGUUAAAACAAACUGCUUCCAGAUUCCAUUUAGAUUCACCAGCAUCAGCUUUUCUGUCAUCUGAAGCAAUACUGCAAAACUGGGUGCCAUAAUUUCCAUGAAAAAUCAUCGUAUCUUUGUAAAAAUUUGAAUGCACAGACUCGGUCCACAAAUUUAUAGAUUCAGGAGGACUUGAUCUCUAAUAUUUAUUAGAAGUUCACAUCCAUAAACCCGGUUAGUCAGAGAAAACAGCAAAUUUUAAGUGGUUGUAAGCUAUUUGACUAACUAGCUAUUUAGCUGGUAGCCCGUAAGCUAGUACAUUUAGCAGUGCACUUCUCUCUUAGUGGAUAUUUGUUAGCAAAAUUAGAAAGAUGUGUCCAAUGGAUGAAAUAGUGGACAUUAGCUAGAAACCUAAACCUUAACCGCUAAACAACACGGGAUGAUUUCGUUGCUAACCGGUGUGGAUUUUACGUUAGCAGGAAAGCUAAUUGUUGUUCAAGAGCAUUUGUUCAUUUUUUAAAGGUAGAAUUUAGCUAAGUAGCUAUUUAACUGGUAGCCUGUAAGCUAGUAUUGUUAGCGGUGCACUUCUCUCUGUGUGUAUAUUUGUUAACAAAAUUAGCAAGUCAGUGUGAAACCCAAGAUGUGUCCAAUGCAUGAAAUAGUGGCCAUUAGCUAGAAACUAAAGUUGCUAAACAACACUGGAUGAUUUCGAUGCUAACCAGUGCAGACUUCACAGUAGCAGGAAAGCUAACAUGCAUUUUUCUUCAAAAUUGAAGAGCAUUUGUAUUUCAAAAGGUGCAAUUCAGCUAACUAGCUAAGUAGCUAUUUAGCCUGCAAACUAAUGCUGUUAGCAGUGCACCUGUCCCCACUUUGAUUGUUGUUGGCUAAUUUAGCGAGUCAGUGUACAACAAGAAGUAGCACAGUGUUGGUUCGUCUGAGAGGAAGUGGAACUGUUUGUUUGGUUUGGAUGCACCUUUGGUCAAGAGAGAAAUUGGAGAAGUGAAUGUAAGAGAGGUUUUCAGGGAUGUUUUCUACGUAAUUGUGGAUGUUUCAGGGGGUUUUGUUAAAAAUUGUUGGGUGCCAGUUGUGUUUCUGAAAGGUUGAAAGUGUACAUUUGAAAAUCUGUGUUUGAAAUCACCAGCAUGAGCCUGAAAAUGAUUCAAACUUUGUCCAAUAUGACUCCAAAAUAACAGUAUAAUGAAAAAAUGUUUGAAAAAUGAUGAAAAAUCUGAACUUUAUUAGUUAAUUCGCAUUAUUUAGCAACAGUUCGAUCUGCGUCUAGAUUCGCGUUAAAGCAGGGAUCAUCAGCGUACAGCUUUAACGACGGCAUCGAUUCAUUAAACUCUGGAAGAACCACGAUAAUGUGCAAAUCAAGGGUCAUGUGAUCAGUGGGGGUAGCAGAGCUAGCAUCAGUGCUAACUAGCUUUUUCACUGACUCUGGCUACCUACUUUGGUUGAGUGUUUGUUAAAAAAAGAUGCAUUUUAGCAGCUUUUCUCAAGUUUUUGAUUGCAUUACAUGAUUAUCUGCAAAUGGAAUUUAAUGACAAUGUAGAAAACCUCCAUUUUUCAAGACUCUUUAAAGGGUUUCAGGUGGAGUUUUGCUUCUACAGUGGCAAACAUUAACAUCUUUAUGAGCUUUUGAAGCUUGUGGAAUAAUCGUAGGUUGCAGAGGAAGCCAUGCACAAAUGUUCCAGAUCUUAACAAUGCUAUUAAGCAAGCAGCUGAUUGGUUGAAACAGACUCCCAACAACUGAACCCCAAGGAAGCUUGUGUGCAUCUUCAGCCUAAUGUUCAUCGAGCGAGCAAAGACUACAGAAGAAAAAGACUUAAAGAUUUGCCUCAUAGGGUUUUUCUGAAGCUUUAGAUCAUGUCAUGUGGUUUUCUUCUGCAAAUUUGGGUAAACUAAUGAUAUAACUGCAAAUUUUCAAUGAAAUGAAUCAUCCAGGCCUCCUCUGGGCUCUUGAAGAACUGAAGGUGGAGUUUUUCUGGUCCAUUGAUGCACAUUAAUACCACGUAUACAUUUUAAGGGUUGUUGGGUAAUGAUAGACUGAAGAAGAACUAACGUGAAAACCUCCAAAAUCUCAACAACACAUUGUGUAAACAUGCAAAUGAAGUAAGUUAAUUGGUUGAAAGAGACUCCAAAAGGUGCACGAGUUGCUCCUGUUGAAGCUCAUUAUGAUAUAGUUUGUAAAAGUUCAUCUCAAUCUGACAGCGUUCGUUUAUUAGCUAUAAAAAUGCGAUAAAGUUGUUUGAUACGUGACCUUUGCUUUGCACAUCGUCCCACGUUGCUUUCUCAUGUUUGCUGCAAACUUUACAUCGAAAUCCAACCAGAGGAAGGGUUGAAAAUGUGUUUCUGUCCAGAUGAUAAAUCCUGACAGAGAUGCAAAUGGAGUCUUGUUUGGUGAAGAGUUGAAUUUUAAAACAAAACUAAUGAGCAGAAUGAAUGAAAGUAAAAUGUUUAUGCAUUACAUCUUAGCUUUAAACUUCGUAUCGUAGAAUCAUAGCUCGUAAAAAACAUGCAUUAUAUGAACUAACUGCAUGAUUUAUUAACUGUCGCCCCUUAGGGGGAAAAUAUGCUGAAACUUAAUCCAUCUAAACGCCCUCAUCCACCGGAAAGCUGACUUUUCUUCGAACAUGUGAAAAACCCGAGCCAGCACAGCGUGAACAGAUUUCAGUUCGGAGAAAAGUCGGAUGUAAACGGUGGACGAGUCGUUGGUUUAGAUGUGGCUGGAAUACGAUGAAUGUGUCAUUACAGCAGUAUAUCAUAUCUAUUUUUGUACAUUUUAUGCAUCACAUGUCGUCAAAUCUUUGCCUGGUGGAGAUUUCAGAGCCUGGGAGACUUUAAGGAGACGAAUGCUGAAUUCUAUGUAUUCAUUUAGUUUUUUGUUGUGUACCUUCGUGGUUCAGGGUUUCAACGGGACGGUGCAGGAGAAUCAGUGAUAUCAUUUCAAAUGUGGUGAAAGAUGAGUAUCUAUAGUCAGAUGUCAGUUAUUUUUAGAUAAGACUAAAUCAGUGCAAUCUGCUAACUUUCUAGAUUUCUAUGGGUUUUUUUUUUUCCCGGCUCAGGCGGAGCAAAGUUUUAGAUUUGAAAGAUGUUUUUUUUUUUGGUCAAAGAUUCAGUUCCAGAUUCACAAAAAUCAGUCAGGAAACGUGUAAACUCACGACGGCGUUAAAACAAACUGCUUCCAGAUUCCAUUUAGAUUCACCAGCAUCAGCUUUUCUGUGAUCUGAAGCAAUACUGCAAAACUGGGCGCCGCAAUUUCCACCAAAAAUCAUCGUAUCUUUGUAAAAUCUGAUAGCACAGACCCAGUCCACAUAUUUAUAGAUUCAGGAGGACUUGAUCUCUAAUAUUUAUUGGAAGUUGACAUCCAUAAUCCUGAUUACAAGUCAUAGAAAAAAGCAAAUAUUUAGCAGCUGUAAGCUAUUUGGCUAACUAGCUAUUUAACUGGUUGUCCAUUAGCUAGUACCGUUAGCGGUGCGCUUCUCUCUUGGUGGAUAUUUGUUAGCAAAAUUAGCAAGUCAGUGUGAAACCCAAGAUAUGUCCAAUGCAUGAAAUAGGAGACAUUAGCUAGAAACCUAAAACUUAACUGAUUCACAAAAAUCAGUCGAGACGCGUGUUAAUUCAUGAUGCCGUUAAAACAAACUGCUUCCAGAUUUCAUUUAGAUUCACCAGCAUCAGCUUUUCUGUCAUCUGAAGCAAUACUGCAAAACUGGAUGACGCAAUUUCUGCCAAAAAUUAUCGUAUCUUUGUAAAAUCUGAACGCACAGACUCAGUCCACAUAUUUAUAGAUUCAGGAGAACUUAAUCUCUAAUAAUUAUUGGAAGUUAACCAAGUAAUCCAAUUAAAAAUCAUAGAAAAAAGUGAAUUUUAAGCAGCUGUAAGCGAUUUGGCUUUUUAACUAUUUAGCUGGUAGCCCAUAAGCUAGUACAGUUAGCGGCGCACUUGUCUCCUGAUGGAUAUUUGAUAGCAAAAUUAGCAAGUCAGUGUGAAACCCAAGAUGUGUCAAAACGUGAAAAGGGGACAUUAGCUAGAAACCUAAAACUUAACCGCUAAACACCACUGGAUGAUUUCAAUGCGAACAGGUGCAGACUUUAAAUUAGCAGGAAAGCUAAUUGUUGUCCAAACUUGAAGAGCAUUUGUUUGUUUUUUAAAAGGUGGAAUUCAGCUAACUAGCUAAGUAGCUAUUUAACUGGUAGUCUGUAAGCGAGUACCAUUAGCGGUGCACUUCUCUCCUGAUAGAUAUUUAUCAGCAAAAUUAGCAAGUAACUGCUAGUGGGAAAUCUAAAACUUAACUGCUAACUGGUUGCCGCAAUUUCCACCAAAAAUUGUCAUAUCUUUGUCAAAUCUGAACACACAGACUUGAGCCACAUAUUUAUAGAUUCAGAAGGAUUUGAUCUGUAAUAUUCAUUGGAAAUUAACAUCCAUAAACCCAGUUAAAAAUCAGAGAAAAAAGUUGAUUUUAAUCGGUUGUAAGCUAUUUGGCUAACAGAGCUGGUAGCCCGUAAGCUAGUACCGUUAGCAGUGCAUGUUGUAGGUAAAGAAGAUAUCUACUACUUGAAAAUUGAAAAUCAAUGCGUUAUUGUUUGUCAGUAUUACAUUAAUCCAGCAACUGCUAACGACUAAUUCAGCUGCUUUUAAUGCUUCCAAUUUAUAAAAUACAGACUUAAGAACGUCCACUAAUGUUAACCCACAUGCAAAUACGAGCAAAACAAAUGAUAAAAGAGAUAAAAUCCAUAAUUACCGUCUUGUUUUCAUGUUGUAAGAACAACAGUUUGCCAGUAUUAGAGCAUUUUGGAACAACAAUCUAACAACUCCACGUUGUGAAUCUGGAGCUGAGUCCAUCCUGAGCCGAUAAAGAUAAAUAACGUUUAAAUGAGUAAAAAAAAAUGAUCUGAGAACAGUUUAAAUCUUAGCUGGAUGCAGAAACCAAUCAGUCUGUGAAAAGAGCCUCAGCUACUUUUGAUAAACGAACGACGUAUUUCCUAGAUUUUAGCUCGACGAGUCGUUUGAACAGCAGCAGACGUAUUAAAGUAAAAUAUGAUGUAGUGUUUGCACUUUGAUCACUGUGGUACUUUAGCAAAAACCAAUCAGCACAGAUCAGUGUUUGGUACAGAGGUGUUUUUAUUCCCGAUGUUCAGUUUGUGAAAUGUCGUGUUCGAGAAAUAAAAAACUGUAAGAAGUGUCUCUGCUGAUGGGUGAUGGAAGUCGAGUCUUAAAAUGUUCGAACCAAGAUGAGAAGAUUCAGUGAAUGAGCUGAGCUGCCUUACUUCAGGAUGCUGGACGCAAAAAAUGCUUUAAAAAUAUCAACCAGACGAACGUUCCUUCACCCGUCAGGACCGACUUUUUCAGUUUAAAUCUGCAAAACUACAAGAGUAACAAAAAACUGAGCUUCUGAUGCUGUUUUUUAUGUUUGUGAUGCAACAGUUUGUAUUUUUGUGCCAGUUUUAGAGGUAAAUACGUGUUUGGCCUUCACAGUGACAAACUGCUAAAGCUCAGCUUAAACUUUAAACCACUAGAGGGCGCAGAGGCUCCACUCCGGCUGCAGGUUCAGGAAGUUUUACCUUCAUUGAUGUUUUGUUUUCUUCCAUGAAAUAUGAUUCUGUUGUCAAAAAAUGCACAGAGAGCUGAUAACAUCAACAGAGUUUAGGAUCAGUAAACCAACGAACAGUCUCACACAGUCAGACCAUUCUCUAGCGCUAAAGCAACGCUGUGUAGAAUGAUCUGACCACACCAAAAGUUGUCCAAAACAACUCAAAAUUGUCCAAAAUUAUGCAAAAUUAUCAAUUACUCAAAAUUGUUCGAAAUGACUCAAAAAUUGUUCAAAACUAUAUCAAAAUUGUCCAAAAUAACUCAAAAAUUGUCAAAAAUUACUCAAAAUUGUUCAAAAUUACUCAAAAAUAGUUCAAAAUAAUUCAAAAGUUCUUCAAAAUGACUCCAAAUUGCUCAAACUUACACAAAAAUUGUCCAAAAUACCUCAAAAAUGAGUCAAAAAUGGUUGAAAAUUGUUCUAAAUGACUCAAAAAUUGUCCAAAAUUACACAAAGAUUGUCAAAAAUAACUGAAAAGUUGUUCAAAAUGACUGAAAAAUUGAUAAAAAAGACAAAAAAAUGUCAAAAAUUACUCAAAUUUUGCGUCUAAAUUGCAUAAAAAGUGACGUUAAAUGUGAAGGUUGAAUCGUUUCCUGGACCAGCAGCAGCGGUGGAGCCUCAGCGUUUUAUAUCGAAGCCUCUGUUUAAUAGAAAAUUGUGCAUCGAGAUUAUUGUUCAAGAGAUAAAAUAAAGUGUUUCUAUCAAACA
Amphiprion ocellaris (clown anemonefish) is the source of this 14409-nucleotide messenger RNA. It is a transcript of the gene efr3a, whose product is annotated as EFR3 homolog A (S. cerevisiae). Gene Ontology annotation, cellular component: plasma membrane. The transcript has 24 exons. The coding region runs from base 348 to 2855 and encodes 835 amino acids. Gene Ontology annotation, biological process: protein localization to plasma membrane. The record is from RefSeq and is a predicted model, not a curated record. NCBI's taxonomy places the organism in Eukaryota, Metazoa, Chordata, Actinopteri, Pomacentridae.